Messenger RNA from Chrysoperla carnea, 1885 nucleotides. RefSeq names its product cytochrome P450 6k1-like. Gene Ontology annotation, molecular function: monooxygenase activity; oxidoreductase activity, acting on paired donors, with incorporation or reduction of molecular oxygen; heme binding. The record is from RefSeq and is a predicted model, not a curated record. The transcript has 5 exons. The coding region runs from base 225 to 1790 and encodes 521 amino acids. Lineage: Eukaryota; Metazoa; Arthropoda; Insecta; Neuroptera; Chrysopidae.
AUAAUUAUUUUAUGUUCAAUACAGCAACAGUAAAUAUAAGUUAUCAAUGCACGGCGCGGAGUCAAUGUCAUGAUACUAAAACUGCAUAGAAAUGGGUGAUAAAUAUUGUGUAUAACUUAUACUUCUUUUUCUAUUGUUUUAAAACAUUUUUUAAUAAUUAUAUGGUAAAUUAGUCAAGGGUUUAUGUUAAAUACGGCAUUUAAAGUGAAGAAAAAAUUAUCAAAAUGGCAUUAAUUACAUCAAGUUGGCUUACUGAUAUUUUAACAAUAAUUAUUGUUGCUUUAUCAUUUUUGUAUUUUUAUUUGACGUCAACAUAUAAUUACUGGAAGAAUAAGAAUAUACCAUACGAGAGGCCUACACUGUUAUUCGGUAACUUUUAUAAUGCAAUAGCAUUUAAACAAAACAUUACCGAUUAUUUCGCAGACCGAUAUAAAAUGACAAAAGAAAAGUUUUUUGGUUUGUAUGUAUUUCGAAGACCAUAUUUGUUAAUACGUGAUCCAGAAUUAGCAAAAUUCGUCUUAAUUAAAGAUUUCAAUAAUUUUGUACCACGAACAACAGCACCCACCCAUAAAGAUGAUCCCAUGGGCCAAUAUAAUUUGUUUUCGAUGAAGAACAAUAAUGAUUGGCGUUUUAUCAGAUCAAAAUUAUCACCAAUAUUUAGUUCUGGUAAAUUACGUAAUACGUUUCCACUUAUCAAUGAAAUUGGUGAAUAUUUAAAUGGAUAUCUGAAAAAUCAUGUCUUUGAAACACUGGAAGGAAAAUCAGUUUGUCGAAAAUAUACAUCAGAUGUGAUUGUUUCAACUGUAUUUGGAAUUAGUACAAACUCAUUCACGGAUGAAGAAACUGAAUUUGAAAAACUUUCCAAAACUGUUUUUACAUUUACAUUACGACGUGCAUAUGAAUUGAUGUUUUUCUUUUUUGUUCCAACUGUAUCUAGAUUAUUUCGAUUAAAAGUAUUUAGCGAAGAAGGUACAGAAUUUUUUCGAAAUAUUUUCUGGAGUGCGGUUAAAAUGCGAGAUGAGCAUAAUAUAAAGCGACCUGAUUUGAUUGAUGCUUUGAUUACGUUAAAAAAUUAUGGUACUAUUGAAGAUCCAGAUAAUAAAGAAAAUAGUAAAGAAGUUGUCAGCAAUCCAUCUCAACUAAAAUUGGAUGGCGAUGUAUUAGUGGCACAAAUAGCCUUAUUUUAUGCGGCUGGAUUGGAUACGUCUUCAAAUGCUAUGUCUUUUACUUGCUAUUCAUUAUCCUACAACCCGGAAAUACAGAUUAAAUUACGUAAAGAAAUUCAAUCAGUAUUGGCUCGAAAUGGAGGAGAGUUAUCGUAUGAUAGCUUGUCAGAAAUGAAAUUUUUAGAUUGCUGUAUUAGAGAAACAUUACGGUUGUAUCCUUCUUUAGGAUAUUUAGAUCGAGAAGCAAUUGAUACAUAUACGUUUCCUGGUACAAAUCUUACAAUUGAAAAAGGAACACCGGUCAUAAUUUCAUUAGCUGGCAUGCAAAAAGAUCCAGAAUAUAUUGAAAAUCCUGAUGUUUAUGAUCCGGAAAGAUUCAGUGAUGAAAACAAAGAUAAAAUUACACCUUAUGUUUUUAUGCCAUUCGGUGAAGGACCACGAAGUUGUAUAGGUGCACGUUUCGGGAUGUUAACGACGAAAAUAGGACUAAUCAAUAUUUUGAAAGAUUAUGAAGUAAUUACAGUUGAUAGUAAACCUCCAUUAGAAUUGGAUCCAAGAGCAUUCUUUACAGCACCCAAAGGAGGCAUUUUUAUUAAAUUUAAACCGGGUACUGUUUAUGAGUAAUAUAGUAAUUUUGGUAUUUUAUAAUAUUUUUAUAUUUUUUUAAUAAACUUUUUUCUUUUUUUUUUUUUAAAUAAAUUUGAUUUUACCUCAAAGGA